AUGAAGUUAUCUACCGCUUUUCUCACUACUUUAUUGGCCUCCUCCGUGUGUGUCACUUCGUCCCCUCUUGCCGUUCCUGAUGCUGCAGAUCUCGUUGGUGACAUUGAUAGCUUGAAUGCCGCGUUGGCCUUGUUGAAAAACUACGAGGCGACGCACUUGCAAAAGCGUGACGCCGUAGUGGAAAAGAGAGCCCCUUCGUUGCUUAAUAAUUCCUUUACUCAGUCAAUUAUCAACUCUAUUAUAACGUCGUUGAAAAACUCCGGGUUGAUCACCUCAACAAUUCAAUAUAUCCUUUCUGACCCUACUUUGAAGGCUGAUACAUUGACUAUCGUAACCGAGUUACUUCAGGCCGGGGUUCUCAGCCCAGCCGAGGUAGCUGCUCUUGCUAGCAACUUGACUUAA
Messenger RNA from Babjeviella inositovora NRRL Y-12698, 402 nucleotides. RefSeq lists its product as uncharacterized. The transcript has a single exon. Bases 1 to 402 code for a protein of 133 amino acids. NCBI's taxonomy places the organism in Eukaryota, Fungi, Ascomycota, Pichiomycetes, Serinales. The record is from RefSeq and is a predicted model, not a curated record.